AUGGUGAACUGGCUUUCCGAAACUCCGAUGCUUUUGUAUAAAUGUGGAGAAUGUCUUUCAGGUGCAUCUAAUGUGGUGUCUGGUGGUGGUGGUCAUUCGUUCAGUAGUGAUAUGAGGAAGGAGAUGGAUAAACUAACAUCCAUCGCGGAAUCAUUUGCUGGUGAGCGGCAGAGCAUCAUAUCGCAGAUGAACAUCGCAUUGGAGAACGGAAUUGAGAGACUGAUUAAAUCCUACAAUGAUACUCUUGAGAAUAAAAUGACAUGCUUGGAAAACAGUGUGGCCAGAAAGUUGGAAGAUUUGAAAGGUUUCUUGAUUUCUAGUAUUGAGCGAAAUGAUAAUGAAUUGGAUAAACGUGCAGUUCGCAUCGAGAAGGAUUCAGUUUAUUGGUUUAACUGCCGUUUCCAUCCACUGAGCGUCGUGAUGCCGCCUAAAGAGGAAAAGGUGUUAGGUAAGAGAUUAAUCCAACGCAAUGGACUACUGGCGAUAUGUGAAGCUUUGGAAAGGUUUAUCGAUCAGUACGAUCAUGCACGUGACUCCUUCCAGUAUAGAUUCACGCGUAUAGAUUCACUGGAUAAGAUCUAUUCUCAAUUUAUGGAAAAUCAAGAUGCUAUUGAGAGGCUCGACAAGGAGGAAUUUCUGACCACACAUUUGACCGAACGCGUGGAAUUCGAACGUCGUUAUUGUGAAGCGAAAGGGUUACUGCUUUCUAAAACAGUAAACACUGAAGCAAACCAUACAGUACUAAACACUUCUACAACGGCAAAUCAUGCCAUGUCUUCUGGGUUUCAUCUUCGACUGCCAAAAAUCGAUUUACCAAGAUUCAAUGGUGACUCCUCGCGUUGGUUAUCAUUUCGGGACACGUUUACUUCAAUGGUACAUUCAAAUGCAGAUAUACCAACGGUCGCCAAACUUCAAUAUCUUUUGCAAUCGCUUGAAGGAGAUGCAAAGAAACUGUUCGAAUCGAUUGAUGUCGAAGCCGACAAUUAUGCAUCAACAUGGGAUGCAUUACACAAGAGGUAUGAUAACCGUCGCUUUCUCAAGCGUCAGUUGUUUAAAGCGAUAUACGAUUUGCCAGCGGUGAAGCAGGAGUCUGCUAUGCGAAUCCACAGUCUGGUCGACGAUUUUCAACGCCAUGUAAGGGCGUUGGCAAAAUUAGAUGAACCUGUGGAAUAUUGGGAUACACCGCUAGUGAAUAUGUUAUUAUACAAGUUGGAUCAAUCAACUCUGCGAGCAUGGGAGGAGAAAACGAGUAACCAAGACGACGUACGGUAUGAUGAACUGGUAGAAUUUUUGUAUCAACGUGUGCGCGUUCUCACCUCUGUUGGAUCAGAGAUACAGCAAUCGGCAUCUCUAAGGGUGGUCGGGUUGCCUGGUUGGAAAGGUACGAAAAUGAAAGUUGCCGCUAACGCAACUGCAACACCUAAGCAAGAUACUAAAUGCAUAUUGGCAUGUUCAGAGAGUCACGCCCUUCGAACUUGUCCUUCGUUUCUGGAUAAGGAUGUUCACCAACGUCGGAAGCUGGUGUCUCAGAAACGAUUAUGUUGGAACUGUCUGAGUUUCGGUCACCAAGCCAGGAAAUGUGAGUCAAAAUUUACGUGCCGGACAUGCCAUGAUAGACAUCAUUCUUUAUUGCAUGAUGCCUCGUCGUCUAAAGUGUUGGCGAGUCCUACUACUAAAGAUUCUUCACAACAAUCUUCAUCGUUUCAACAUCUCCUUCCGUCUAGUUCAGGCUCUGAUCAAACGCAGGUCAGUAUGACAGUUCAAAACGCGUGUAGUAUGAUUCUACUGGAAACGGUCAUUCUUAACGUCGUUGAUGAUCAUGGAAGAGAGCACAAGGCACGUGCUCUUCUUGACUCAGCAUCCAUGUUCAAUUUCAUCUCAGGAAAACUGGCAAAGAUUCUCUACAGCAGGCGCUCGAGAGUUGACAUUUCAGUAGCAGGAAUCGGUCUCUCAACACAAAGAGUGAGAAAUGCAAUAAUUACCUCCAUUCAAUCGAGAACCCAGCCAUUUUCUACAAAACUCGAGUUUCUCAUACUCAAGCAGCCGUCCGCAGACUUACCGACCAUGUCAGUAGAUAUUUCAUUAUGGAAAUUCCCACAAGUUGAACUAUCAGAUCCACAGUUCCACAUUCCUGGAAGCAUUGAUCUUGUCAUCGGUGGUGAGGCCUUCUGGGAACUACAUACGGGUAAAAAGAUCUCUCUCGGAAAUGGUCUUCCCUGGGUAGUCGAAACACCAUUCGGCUGGGUAGUGUCUGGCUCAACAUCUAACAGAUCUACUUGCAUUCCUCGAAUCUGCAAUCUAUCCAUUACCAAUCAAGAUUUGGAAGAUUCACUACAGAAGUUUUGGGAAAUCGAAACGAUUUCUGUUGGGACCACAUACUCCCCUGAAGAGAGUCGAGCCGAGGAACUAUACAACAGUACUGUGAAACGUGAUAUGACUGGUAGAUACAUCGUUCGCCUUCCCCGUAUUGAAGACUCAGCAGUUGUUCUUGGACCAUCCCGAGCUAUUGCAGAACGUCGUUUCUACAGCUUGGAGCGACGUUUACAAAGAGAUCCUGUCACUAAGGAUUCGUAUCAUCGUUUCAUGAAUGAAUAUUUGCAACUUGGUCACAUGAUUAGAGUAGAUGAGCCCAUCGAUGACGCAAGACCUCACUGUUAUCUUCCUCAUCAUCCCGUAUUUAAAGAAUCAAGCACAACAACGAAGAUAAGGGUUGUUUUCGAUGCGUCCUGUACGACAGCAUCUGGAUAUUCACUUAAUGAUACGCUGCUUGUGGGUCCCGUCGUACAGCAAGAUUUACUCUCCAUCGUGAUUCGUUUUCGAACCCAUUGCAUCGCCCUAGUAGCUGACAUCGAAAAGAUGUACAGGCAGGUGUUUCUGCAUCCGGAUGACCGGUCAUUUCAACGAAUUCUCUGGCGCAAGGGCCCCGAAGAAGCCAUUGCUACGUAUGAACUGCAAACAGUGACAUACGGAACAGCAAGUGCGCCGUAUCUAGCCACGCGGACAUUGCAGCAGAUAGUACAGGAUAUAGGACAAUCGUAUCCUAUCGCAGUAGAACCGGUGAAAACGGACUUCUACGUCGACGACUUUAUCUCGGGUGCAUCGACUGUCGAAGAUGCUAUUAAAUUACGUCGGGAAGUAUCAACGAUGUUAAGUGCCGCAGGUUUGCCGCUUAAAAAAUGGGCUUCCAACUCUUCUGAAGUUCUCACAGAUGUCACGCCUGAUGAUCGUGCAAUUCUUCCGUUUCACAAUCUUCAAGACGAUCAAGCUGUUGCCACCCUUGGACUCAUUUGGGAACCAAAGUCGGAUGUACUCCGGUUCAAGAUUGAAUUACCGCUAGCCGCGUCUAUUCUAACAAAACGAAAGAUUCCACAACUGUUCUUCAAUGGCUGCAUGGAAAUCCAAGUCGUUGGAAAACUUUCGUCGCAAACCGGAUAUCACAAAUACAGUUUACUACUGAUAUCAGCAACUGGAAACAUGUUCCCGGUGUCGACAAUCCUGCUGACGACAUUUCCAGAGGAUUGA
This is a messenger RNA of Malaya genurostris, 3522 nucleotides long. RefSeq lists its product as uncharacterized. Bases 1 to 3522 code for a protein of 1173 amino acids. NCBI's taxonomy places the organism in Eukaryota, Metazoa, Arthropoda, Insecta, Diptera, Culicidae. The record is from RefSeq and is a predicted model, not a curated record. Gene Ontology annotation, molecular function: zinc ion binding; nucleic acid binding. The transcript has 3 exons.